AUGGAUGAAGAUGAUUUGUUACAAAUAGAUGAAAUAGAAGACAAAGAAAAUGAUAAUGUUCCUUUAUUAAUUAAUAUUAAUAAAGAUAUAUCAAAUAUAACAAAAUCUUAUAAACGGUUAAUUUGUCAUGGACUUCAAUCUGAACAAAUAUCAAUGUAUAUUCAACGUAUUCCAGCUCAAUUUGGAGAAACACGUCGUAUUGAGACAAUAGCACAAGAUCUAUUUCCAAAUUUAAUUUUUAGUAAAUUUAGUCAGAAAAAACUUAACUACUCUCGGAAAAGAAAAUUAAAUUGUGCUUUAUUUGCAGAAAGUGUCUGGCAAAUUGAUCGAUCAGCUGAUUUAGCGUUAAAAGAGGCGUUUAAAGAACAACCAGUAUUUAUGGGAUUAUACGAAGUAAUGUGUGAUGUUGCAAAAAAAAAAUCAAAACAUAUGGGCAAGCAAAAUAUUAAAUAUUCAGAAGAAUUUACUAGUUUUCUAGUUAUUUUAGAGGGAAUUAGUUUUAGAAUAUUGGAUUUAUUUAGACAAAAUUUAGAAGGAAGAAGUAUUCGAUCAAUUCGUUAA
This is a messenger RNA of Rhizophagus irregularis DAOM 181602=DAOM 197198, 561 nucleotides long. The record is from RefSeq and is a predicted model, not a curated record. NCBI's taxonomy places the organism in Eukaryota, Fungi, Glomeromycota, Glomeromycetes, Glomerales, Glomeraceae.